Messenger RNA from Orbicella faveolata, 7501 nucleotides. RefSeq names its product ral GTPase-activating protein subunit alpha-2-like. Gene Ontology annotation, molecular function: GTPase activator activity. Gene Ontology annotation, biological process: regulation of small GTPase mediated signal transduction; positive regulation of GTPase activity. Gene Ontology annotation, cellular component: cytoplasm; nucleus. Lineage: Eukaryota; Metazoa; Cnidaria; Anthozoa; Scleractinia; Merulinidae. The record is from RefSeq and is a predicted model, not a curated record.
UGCGCAGACUUGCAACCAUCUGGAAGUGGAAUGAACAUGGCUGCCGCGUCAUGAAUGAACUUCGAGAGAUUAUUGGCGAUAGUUUCUCCAAUUUCAUCUCGAUGUGUGGGACACAAAUAUGUUCCAUAACAGGAGAGCCCAUCCGGACAUCAAGAAAACUACGCACAGAUUCAUAGAUCCCAAAAAGGAAAGCCAUAGUAGGCUGCGGGCACUGCGAACUCUGUUAGAUUACUUUGACUCGUCCGACUCCAGGAUAUUUUUCCAAAGCCAUUAUUCGGAGAUUUUCUACGUAUUUCACGAUGUGUUCUCCAUGGUUGAAGCAAAUCUCAAGACGAAAGGCCACAAGUCCCAAAGAGAAGACCUCGAUUCGGUUCUCUUCAUCUUAGAGAAAAUAUUGCUAUAUCUGCCCGAGCUAGUCCACAAGAGAUGGCAGUUCCACAGCUUAGGGAGGAUAAUGCGAAAGCUUCUACAUCACGGAAAUGCAAUUAAGCUGCGACGUGAGGGUGCUCGGCUGUUCAUGCUAUGGUUCCAAGUGUUACAGGACAACGCGGAUGAGUUCUGCCAACUUGUCUAUGCAUGUUUGAUUCCUGGUUUUCCAAAUCCUGUUGAAAAAAUUGACUGGAGUAAGAGUAAGCUGUCUAAAGCUAGUGCUGAGGAAAUAUGUUUAUCUAUCAGUGGCACUGGAUCAAGAGAUCAAUUUUUGUCUUCCAGCAACAUGCACUUGUCUUCUGAUAGGGAAAGUGAAGACUGGUGCUUACAAGAUGAUGUUGGACCAAUCUUCCCAGCAAAUCCAAAUGAAAGAAUUCCAGUUCCAGAAUCAUUGACAAAGUUCUUCCUGGACAGAGUCCUGGAUUGUAUGAGUACUCAGCUUGUCCUUGUUGAGUGGACAGAUACGAGAAAGAGAGAAUAUGCUUUCUACUUCUUAUUUGAAAGCUUCAAAAAGUUCUAUCUGCCGUACAUCUUCCAAGACUGGAAUCCAUCAAAAUUACUAUAUCAGUCCACCCCCGUUGCCCAGGUUCCGCGCAGUAAAUCCAAAGCAGGAGACACUAAAUUGGACACACGGAUGAACAGUGCCAGGGAAUCUGUCCUGAGAUGGUUUGUUGCCUUCACUGUCAGGUUCAGGAGAAGUGACAGCACCUCAGAAUCAUCCAAUGUCAAUCAAUCUGUUGUGUCAAUAUCUUCAACAGAAGGUAGCGAGCCACCUUCCCCAGGACCAGCAAGUGACCACAACAGGUUUAGUCCAGCUCGCAACAAAGAGUACUUACAAGAUGCUAGUGAAGUGAUCAGAAAGGUUUUGUACUCCACCAGGUCAAACAUACGGCUUCUUCAUGAGGUUUUGCGUCAGGGAUUUCUUCUUCCACCCAAACAUUUAAGCACUAUCAGACAGGUGCUGCUGGUCUAUCAUGAGUGGCUGAGGAAUCCUGAGAGACCUGUGUUCAUGCAAGAACCUGAUCAAGAUGCAUUUUCCUCCUUGGAUGUCGUAGACACAAACAAUUACAGUCCUCAAAGUCCCAUCAGAACUUUGUCAUAUUCUUACGCUGUAGAUAAAGAAAGAGAGAAAGUUUUCCGUCUACCACAUGAGGAUGUGAGAGCUGGUCUCCAGGCAAAUCUGAGGUUUUUUAUUUUACAUUCAGCUGCUGUGUUCCUUGUGGAAGACGAUACGUCAUGUUUGGACAAACAGGUUGAUGUCUGCAAACGAGUCAUCCAUCUGUUCCGCAGUGUCGUGUUAGAAGUUCCAAUGGAACCAAGCACUUGGGAACAGAUGUUAGAAGCCAUCCUUGAAGCAUCAAGACAUCUGUUAGUACCUGAAAUGUCACAGAACAAAGCUGGUUUGCUAGCUAGACAAGUAGCAGGAAGCUUACUCCAGACUCUCUUUGUAACAUGGAUUCGGGCAAACCUUAAAGUGAAUGUCCCGAUCUCAUUGUGGGACAAGUGUUUAGAAGUUAUGUCAUCAUCAACUCACUGGCGGGAAGUCAUCUCUGAGUGGAGUGUAACUAUGGAAACAUUAACUAGAGUCAUGGCAAGAACUGUGUAUGGACUAGACAUGGCAGAUCUUCCUCUAGAAAGACUUACAGAACAGAAACGUAAAAGACGACCUCAUGUGCAACAGGAGCGAGCGCAGUUUAACAAGGCAUCCUUCUCCCGGUGGAGUCGGAUGGAAAAACCAAACGUUCCGAAACAAAUUGUGUUGCCAGAAGAUAAAAUUGCUGAAAGUGAAAAAUCUGAUACACCAGCGUUGCAACAAGUACAAAAGCCAUCUGCAUUGACAAGACAGGAAGGUGUUCAAUUGCUGUCUAGUAGUUCCCCUAAAAACCAGCCAAAGGUGCCAUCAAAUGCAAGCAGUGUUUCCUUUUCCACAAGUACAUCAGGUGAUCACGAGGCUCCCUUGAGAAGCGUUGCAUCAUCUCCCACUGUCGCUGCAGGUUCAGUAACAGCCAAAGAAUCUGAGACUGCUGGUCAGCUCUCAAAAGAUGCAGUGCGUAAAGACAGCAAGGAAAGUAGCCAUGAAGAACAGAGGGUGACUUUCUCAUUGGCGAGUGACACAGAUAGUUUGGACAGCCUUGACAUGCAAUCAAAGGCUGAUCAGGACACUGAGGUGCAUGCUAAUGAGGAAUCUGAUAAACCAGUUGAUGCAACUGAUGUGGGACUGUUUUCACAACGGAUGAACCGCUUAAGUAGCAGUGACAGUUAUUUGUCAAGCCAAGACAAUGUGAAAUCAUGGUAUGGUAGCAGUCUUGACUUUGAUGUCAGCUCGUGUUCCAAGUACCCCGGUUCUGAAUCACCCAAGUUACUUGACAAGAUUAAUGAAUCAAGUCUUGAGUCUAAACUGGAGGAAUUGCACCUAGGUCAAGUUAAUCACCGAUCUAUGAAAAGAACUUCAACUCCAUCUCAUGAGGUCAGGUUGGAGCAAGGGGAGGUAGGCAAUGUGGAACCCCUGUCGCCAGUGAAAGAGGAGUUUAAUCAUGAUAUGGGAGGCCGGUCCUCUCCGGAAUCAUCUGGAAGAGAAACUCCUGACGACCUGGAAGCAGGGUCAAGAAGUCCAUCCCCUGAGGCGCUCCUAGAGGAGCCCCAUGAGGAGCUUCUUGAUGAUGACUUUGUGGAGGAAGACCCUCAUGAAGAAGAUACUAGUGUAGUGGCCGGAGGUUAUAGGGAAGGGUGGGGCCCUGUGGCGGCAGUUGUCUUGUGGCGCAGAGUGCUGGGAAUUCUGGGCAAUGUGAAUAAGAUCAAAGACCCUGCCAUCCAUGCUAAAGUGCUGGAGUGUCUUACGUCAAUCUGGAACAUGCUGGCAAAGAUCCGAUUAAAUCAAGGCAUCUCAGUGGACAACAAGUCAACUCCACCCAUUCCUGUUUUGCUUCCUCCUCUACAGCACAUGGCCACGUGGGUGUUUGAGGCUGCUUCCUUGUCCAUUAAUAAUGAAUUUAAAAGUGGUCGUCUUCUUGCUUACAAACUGAUGUGUGCCAUGACAGUUUGCCGUCAAGAUCUACCACUCACACAGGAGUACUUGACACACUUCUACCGUCUGAUGCACAUUGGACUCACAGGAACUGAUCAGGAUAUUAUAAGUGCCAUUGUUAGUCGCUGUGCACAUUUCUUCUCUGUGAUGCUGCCAAGUUCCAGUCUUUUGAUCCUUGACUUCAUUCAGGCAACUAAUGGGGUUAUUGUCAGUCAGAACAUGGAGCUUCCAAGAGAAGAGGCAGUCACCUUGAUUGGAUCACUGUUGUGUUUUCCAAACAAUGUUCCUAACAUGCCUCUUCACCAGCCUGGACAUCAAACCAAUGAGUAUCAACACAAGAGCACGGGUAAAGACAUCAAGGAUAAACUUGUUGGUUCCUUGUUACGUGCCUCAAAAUUAGACCCGUCGUGUUCUGCAAGGUGUACAGCCCUGAACGCUCUGGGUGUGUUCAUAGUUGAAGAGCUCAUUCACUGUCAAGGACAUCCCAAAGUACAUGACUGCAUUUGUGUUCUUUUGGCCUCCAUCACUUUUCAUAACAGAUCCGUUUGUCACGUGGCCUGUGACGUCAUUCAUCUUCUAUCUGAGUAUUACAAGGAACUCUGCGUGUUUGACAAAGACCUUCCUCUCAAGAUUGUCGAGGUUCUUUGUCACGCCGUUGUAAAUCUGUUACCAGGAGGAGAAUCAGCUCACAUCCAAGAACAAAAUAAAGUUUUAGCCUCUGUCCUCAUGUGCCUGCUAGAUUGGCUGAUGGUAAUACCUGUUUCGAAGUUAUUGUCAAAGACAAACGAAGACGAGAAUGUCAGCAUACUCGCAAGAGUGUUCCAGGUGUUGAAGAUGGCUGCAUCAAACAAGGGACCCAAGAAAAGAACCAAACAGCUGAACAUAUCUACCAUUAUCAGUGGUGACGGUCGGCCCAUCAGAUUAGGACGGCUGCAGGAAGGCGACAGAAUGUCAAGCACUGUACCCGGCAGCCCUGUUGAGACUCAGCCAGACAGUGGAGAAGAUGGUAGUAUAGCUGAUCCAGGCGGACAAGACACAUUUGACUUUCCACCCAGGUCGGAUUCUGUGGAGUUAACAGCACGAGCAGUUUUGAUGCAUAUGGUGAACCACAUGGGCCACUAUCCACUGGGAGCUGGUCCGUCCAGAGUAGACAGUUUAAUUAGUGAACAUGAAGAUAACCCGGAUGUAGAAGCUGACGAGCUGUCGUCUUGUAUCUUCAAUGCUCCUAAUAUACAGUUUUUCGUGUUAAACGACAGCGUAUUGAUAUCAUUGGUUGAAUUGUCACUGGAGGACUCGCCUGACUCAGUGGUGAACCAAGUUCCUGCGAGUACCGCAGCCACUCAAUGUCGCGUGAUCACACGUGACAUGACGGGAAAAAACGUCUGGGACUACACUUUAUUACAUGGGUCUUGCUCAACGGAAACGGAAAAUUACCAGCAUAGUGGAACGACGGCCGACUUAAUUGAUGGCAUUCUUAAUCAAGAACAUCGAAGCCAUACAGGAUUUCAAAAUGCAUCAUCACACCCGCUCGUUAAAUUCAAGAAGACUUCAACACCAGUCGCUGAAGAUAGACUUGAUGAUCUCCUUUGUAGCAUUGGAGCGUCCAGCCAAGAAUGUCUAUUGUACCCAGACCACUCUCUGAAUGAGCCUGGCCCCUCCCCUGAGAGUUUGUUAAGUGACAUGGAGUUUGACGUCAUAGACUCUGUCCUUGAGCAGAACACCAGCGAGAGGAAACGAGUGGAAAACGACAUAACGGAUCCCAGCCUGUCGUCGCUGGCAUCCAGUCCUCCCCCUUAUGAAGUGCCUCAGUCGCCAUUCCAGUUGUGCCGGUUUGUAGUCAGUCAAACCGGAAUGAUGACCUGGGAGAAAAGAACCAAAAUUGAUCUUUUGAAGAAGACUGACCGUUUCUUGCGAGAGUUGAAGAACCUGGACAACAGACGGUGUCGCGAGACGCACAAAAUAGCUUUGGUGUACGUUGCCCAGGGUCAAGAAGACAAGACUUCAAUCAUGUCCAACUGUGUGGGCAGUGAGGAAUAUGAACGCUUUGUCGCAGGUCUGGCGUGGGAGGUGGACUUGUCCAAACACACUGGAUUUCUGGGUGGACUGGAGAGGAAUCUAUCAACUGGUACCACGGCGCCGUACUACUGUACAUCUACUGCUGAAGUGAUGUUUCAUGUGUCUACCAGGAUGCCUUUGCCUUCUGAUAACACGGAAUUCAACAGAAAGGUUCGUCAUAUUGGUAAUGACGAGGUUCACAUUGUGUGGUCCGAACACUAUCGGGAUUACAGACAUGGUAUCGUCAACACUGACUUUGCUCAUGUCAUGAUCAUCAUUUAUCCUUUGAAGAAUCAAUUGUUUAGAAUACAAAUCAUCAAGAAGCCCAAGGUGCCAAUGUUUGGACCGUUGUUUGAUGGAGCUCUAGUUGACAGAAAAGUCUUACCAGCCCUGGUUAGGGCGACAGCUAUCAACGCUAGCCGAGCAAGUCGAGAACUUCUUCCUGUGUAUGAGAGAUACUAUGAAGAAAGAGCGGCUUGCAUUGAACGAAUCGUCAAGAAUCAUAAAGAACCCACAACUUACGAGGACUUCGCCUCGCUGGUCUUCUGUCCCGUACCGAAACCCCCGGGAAGUGAGCCGCCCACGCCGGUGUUGUCAGGCGGCGAACGCCAUGAAAUCUUGCGCGCGCAGACGGCCGCUACAGCUAGUUUAUCUGACAGUGAGAAGACAUCCGCUCGUCAUCGAUCCAAAAGUGCCGUGACAUCUCCAAGAAUCUUAAGCAAUAAAUUAGUCUUGGAGGAGGACAUGUCGCCACUGACGUCUUCUCUUCCGGACGGUCUUGACAACAUGGCGGGUUCACACUCGGCCACUGACGGGACAAACCCUCGACAGGACAAGAAGAGGCUCUCAAUAAGAUGGCGAAACAAACUGGCUGGCCAAAAUGCCGCUGCCGCCGCAGACAGCGACUAAAAUGACUUGCCGGAAUCUAUUUUAUUGCGCUCUAAUUUUGUCAUUGAAAUCUGGAAAAUUUUAAGGAAAAAUUUAAGGUAUAUAUAUAUCUCUAGAUAAUAUCGUGAUGUUGGAACUCAUUCUAAAGCAAUGCCACUACUCUUGGGAGAAAUUAUGAUUUGUUAUUACUGACUUAUAAGAAAAUAAUGUUAUGAAGUGGACAAAAGGAUAAAUAUCAUAUUCAUGCUUAAUCUUCGCGCCGUGUUUUGUGCAGUUGUUAGCUUUUUCCAACCAAGACACUUGACGUGUCGUUGGCGGAAAAAGAAGCGAUAACGAUUUGCAAAACUAAAAACUUUAGGUCGCCUCUUGUUGCGGUGUUAAGUAAUUUUUCAUGUGUUUUUCUUAAGGUACUUUUGUGUUCUUAAUUGUGGCAGUUGUUUUUUGAAGACAGGGCACAUUAAACAAUCUAUCCUUGGCGCCAGAAAAAUUAACCGAAAUUUAUUGCGUUUAGUAUUGUCAACGCUUUGGGACUUAGUUCGCGUAUCGACGUAUUAUAAUUGUGCAACGCCUACGAUUGUAGAAGGUAAUUUAAGGUUACAUAGUCCAAAAUAUACCGUCAGUGAUGCUGUGACGUUUGCAGAACUUAUUCUGUCACAGCCCUCAUCUAGGAGUAGAAUUUAGAGAAAUGCACUAAUUUUCUCUGCUUGUCAGAAGUGAAAUAAGUUUUUUUUUGCAACAUUUCUUGCAGCCUUGUGCGAAAAUCGUAAUUAGAAGAUUACUUUUUUUCCCUCUAAAUUCAAGUGUAAUGUUACUAUGCUCGGAUUAUUCUUUACACGAGCAACUUUGGUUUAAAUGAUCUUUCUUUUUUAUAGAGCGAGAAGCAUUGCAAGAUUAUUUUUAACAACCCGUGUAUUGAGAAACUUUCCAGGGUCUGCUUUGUAAUAAUUAAGUUUCAAUAGAGUGUUUAUAUUUUAUAAGAGAGAAUUGUAUAUACGACUAUCAAACCGAAUGAUUCAUUGGAAACAUUCUCAAGUUUCUCCGUAAAUUAUUAUUCCUGAUGUAACUGGAAGUGCUUAAAAAAAAAUAAAAUUACAGAUGUAAGUA